Cyprinus carpio (common carp) is the source of this 3409-nucleotide messenger RNA. RefSeq names its product B-cadherin. The record is from RefSeq and is a predicted model, not a curated record. Lineage: Eukaryota; Metazoa; Chordata; Actinopteri; Cypriniformes; Cyprinidae. Gene Ontology annotation, biological process: cell-cell junction assembly; adherens junction organization; calcium-dependent cell-cell adhesion. Gene Ontology annotation, cellular component: catenin complex; plasma membrane; adherens junction. Gene Ontology annotation, molecular function: cadherin binding; calcium ion binding.
CUGCUGUCAGUGUUGAAUGUUAUGUGAACCUAUUUACAGUAUAUAGAACAUAAAAAAAAAAAAAAAAAAUUCUCAUGAAGUAAUUUUUCCAUGUUGACAUAGCAGUCACAUACUGUAGCACUUUUGUUUAUCUGUUUGCCCUAAGGGUUGCUGCAUCAAAGCACUAUAAACAGUGCAUUUUAUUAUAAAAAUAUAUAAUAAUUAUAUUUUAUUUUGUAAAUAGUUUGUAAAGCUACUUACAUGACAUCUAUGUAUGUAGUUUGUUAAAGCUGACAUUGAAAUGACUCAUGUGUGUAACUUUAUGCUUUUAAACAUGCCAUCAUUUGUUGGUAAUCUCAUUGUCCUCUGAUGUAUUACCGUCAGCACCUUUCCAUAAACAUGCAAAUGCGCACACCCAUGCACACACACACACACACUAAGAUCAUACUUCACAGUACAGCUUAAGUGGUGUAUUGAAAAGGUAGCAGACAAUACACAGAGAAAACAUAUUAUCAUUCUUUUUAUUGUUCAGUAUUGCUGUGAAGAUGAAGAGAUUCACUCAUGGAAGUUUCACUUGUGUUUUGUGUCUGAUGAUCUUAACAAUUCAUGGAGAGAUCAUAGCAGAGUAUUUUUCAGCCAUUCAACAGGAAUCAUUCAUGCUUGACAAGAGAAACAGCAGCGCACUUGAGCAGUAUCAGAACCACAUUUACAUGAUCAGAAGAAAGAGGGAUUGGUUGAUUCCCCAUGUCAGCAUUCCAGAAAAUGAUAAAGGCCCAUUCCCAAAGGAAGUGGUGAAGAUGAAGUCCACCGCUGCUGAUUCCAUUAAAAUGAUUUAUAAAAUCACAGGUGCUGGAGCAGAUCAGCCACCCAAGGGUCUUUUCACAGUGGAAAAAAUUUCAGGCUUGUUAUGGGUCACCAAAAGCCUGGACAGAGAGGAAACUGAAGAAUACAUUCUCACAACUCAUGCUUCAGCAUGGGAUCAAAGCUACAUUGAAAUCCCUGUCAAACUCACCAUCAAAAUUAUUGACCAAAAUGACAACAAACCCUUGUGUACCCAGGAUCCUUUUAUGGGUGAAAUCCCAGAAAGGGCAAAACUAAAUGAGCCCAUUAUACAAGUGACGGCAAAAGACAUUGAUGACCCAGAAACUGCAAAUGGCAUUGUGCGUUACAAGCUGGUGAGACCCAACAGUGGGGUGUUUCACAUUGACCCAGCCAGUGGAGUCAUCAGCCUGGCCACUAUGGGCAUUUUAGACAGAGAGAAUCAAACUGUGUAUGAGCUGGCUGUGGAAGCAGCAGAUAUGGAUGGUCACGGUCUUUCUUCCACCUGUAUGGUCAUCAUCAAAAUUACUGAUAGCAAUGAUCAUGCCCCUAGGUUCAGCCAAAGAAAGUAUGCAGCUUCAGUACAAGAAAAUAAGGCUGGGGAAAUUGUAGCAAGGUUGGAUGUCACAGAUAGAGAUGAGCCUUUAACUGCAAACUCAAUGGCAAAGUUCACCAUCAUCCAGGGCAAUGAGAAAGGGUUCUUCAACAUCAGCACCGGCCCCAGUGGGAUGGAGGGAAUCAUCAUGACAUCAAAAGGUCUGGACUUCGAGCAGACCAACAGUUUCUUUCUGCUGGUGGUGGUCAAGAAUGAGGUUCCUUUUGCUAUUCCUUUGGUCACCUCCACCGCUACCGUCACCAUCACAGUGCGGGAUGUGAACGAGCCGCCUGUCUUUGAGCCUACAGAGAAACAGAUCAAGAUUCCUGAGGACCUCAAAGUGGGCAGCACCAUUUCCAAAUACACAGCCAAUGACCCAGAUACUGCUAGAGAGCAGAAAAUAAGAUAUAAGUUGCUGCAAGACUUUGCAAACUGGCUGGAGAUCACAGAGGACACUGGAAUCAUCAAAGUUAGGAGCUCGCUGGAUAGAGAGGCCUCGUUCAUAAGAAAUGAGCAGUACACGGUCUUAGUACUGGCAUAUGACAAUGAUGACGAGCCUGCCACAGGAACAGGCACAUUAGUGAUUAAGCUGCAGGACGUUAAUGACAACGCUCCAGUGCUGGAGGAGCGCAGAGUCCUGAUGUGUCUCAUUGAACCGAAACCCGUCCGUCUGACCAUCACAGAUCCAGACGGCCCGGGAAAUGGCCCACCCUUCAUUAUAGAGCUAAAUACAGAAUAUCAAAGCAACUGGACCAUCAUCAGCAACUCCAGCAGCAGUGUGGUGUUGCUGAAGCCGAUCAGACGUCUGGCUCUUGGGGAAUACAGCCUGGUAUUGCGUAUGUACGACUCCAAGAGGUUAUUUCAGAACAGUUCUGUAAUAGUGGAGGUGUGUGACUGUAAGGGUGAUGACGUUCUCUGCUCCAGCGGCCUGGCGGCGGCUGCUAUUGACGUCACUCUGUUCAUCUAUGUGCUAGCGGCCAUCUUAUGCUUUCUUGUGCUGUUACUGUUGCUUUUUCUCCUGAAGAGGAGGUGUGGGAGAAAGAUUCAGUGGCAACAGUUCAACCAUACAGAAGAAGACAGGGACAAUAUUAUAUGUUACAAUGAGGAAGGAGGAGGGGAACAGGACCAGGAUUUUGAUAUGGUCCUAUUGUGCAGCAGACUAGAGGCUUUCUCUGCUGAUAUUGCCCCAAUGGUCUCACCAACGGUCUUCUAUCGGCAACAUGCAGACGAGAAUGAAGAUUUUGAAAGCUUCAUUUAUGAGAAUUUGUGCACAGCAGAUGAUGACCACUUUGUGGCACCGUAUGACUCCAUGCUGGUGUUUGCUCAUGAGGGUGAGGGGUCUAUAUCCGGAUCUCUCAGCUCUCUGCAGUCGUCCAUCAGUGAUGGAGAUCAGGACUUCCAGAAUCUGCAGAACUGGGGACCUCAGUUCAGAAGACUGGCUGAUAUUUUUGCUGGAGUAGAAGAAGAGUUAUAUGUGCUUUGAUCACUAUACAGGAGUAUGUAUAUAAAAGCGUGAUGUGAAAUGUGUUACCAAAUAUGGUGUAAGUCAUUAAAGGAAUAUAGUUCUCCCAAAAAUGAAAAUGUGCUGAAAAUUGACUCACCUUCAGGGCAUCUGAGAUGUAGUUGAGCUGUUCCUCCAUCAGAAGAGAUUUGGAGAAAUUUAGCUUUGCAUCACUUGCUCACCAGUGGAUCCUCUGCAGUGAAAGGGUGCUGCCAGAAUAAGAGUCCAAAUAGCUGAUAAAAACAUCACAGUGGUCCUCAUGUAAUCCACAUGACUUUUUGCUUCACAAGAUGAUAAUUGAUAAACUGGAGUCUUGUGAAACAAGCUCACUGCCACAGUGGGAUCUUGUUUGUUUGUUUUUUACACAUUUUAUAUUUGCAUUCUGCAACUGAAGCUGUUGAAUUAACUGAAUGUAAGACAAGCACCUGUAAUUAUUUUUUUGUUCUGCAUGAGUUCACGUAAGUUGUUUACUGAAGAUUUUUCUUUGGUUUAGUACAGUACUUUAUCUCAUUAUA